Messenger RNA from Aspergillus sclerotioniger CBS 115572, 1027 nucleotides. It is a transcript of the gene coq4, whose product is annotated as ubiquinone biosynthesis protein COQ4. Gene Ontology annotation, biological process: ubiquinone biosynthetic process. Gene Ontology annotation, cellular component: mitochondrial inner membrane; mitochondrion. Lineage: Eukaryota; Fungi; Ascomycota; Eurotiomycetes; Eurotiales; Aspergillaceae. Bases 41 to 913 code for a protein of 290 amino acids. The transcript has 2 exons. The record is from RefSeq and is a predicted model, not a curated record.
GGGUCAUGUCUAUAGCGUGUCACCCUCACUCAGAGCCAACAUGACGGUUCUCCGAACGCGCAGCGCCGCUCUCCCCGCGCGCGAACUCAAUCACCUUCUCUUCUGCGCACCGAUCUCUCUCCGGUCCCACGCACGGCCUUUCUCCGGCUUCAACCGUCCUCCGCCAAACUAUCCCGGCCAUGUACCGUUGAACUUUGUGGAGCGCGGUGCCCUGGCCUUUGGGUCGGCCGUGGGAGCUCUCAUCAACCCUCGGAGAGCAGACCUAAUCGCCGCCUGCGGCGAAGCCACCGCAACACCCUACUUCAUCUACCGUCUCCGCGACGCGAUGCUCUCCGAUCCAACAGGCCGACAAAUCCUCCGCGACCGUCCACGCAUCACCUCUGAGACCCUCAAACUCCCCUACCUCCGUACCCUCCCCGAACACACCGUCGGCCGGACCUACGCUACCUGGCUCGACCGGGAAGGCGUGUCGCCCGACACCCGGGACAACGUGCAAUACAUUGAUGACGAGGAAUGCGCGUACGUGAUGCAGCGGUACCGCGAGUGUCAUGACUUCUACCAUGCUGUGACGGGAUUGCCGAUUUUCGUGGAGGGGGAGCUGGCGCUCAAGGCGUUUGAGUUUCUGAAUACGCUGAUUCCGAUGACGGGGUUGAGUCUGUUUGCGUCAGUGAGGUUGAAGCCUGCGGAGCGGGAGCGGUUGUUUUCGAUUUAUUUGCCGUGGGCGUUGCGGAGUGGGUUGCGGAGUAAGGAGUUGAUUAAUGUUUAUUGGGAGAAGGUGUUGGAGAUGGAUGUUAGGGUGUUGAGGGACGAGUUGGGGAUUGAGCAGCCGCCGGAUAUGAGGGAGAUUAGGAGGAUGAUUCGGUUACAGAAGAAGAGAGAGAAGGAGGAGGCGGAACGGAGGGGCGUGGAUUAGGUGUGGUGAGGGUGUUAAUUAGAUGUAUUAUAUUUUUAUUGGGGGGAUGAGAGCCCUGAAUUAAAUGUGUGGUUACUUGGUAUCCGGUUUUUGAGUGCUUGCGGGGGAUAUAAG